This is a messenger RNA of Fukomys damarensis (Damara mole-rat), 5450 nucleotides long. It is a transcript of the gene Baz1a, whose product is annotated as bromodomain adjacent to zinc finger domain 1A. Gene Ontology annotation, molecular function: protein binding. The record is from RefSeq and is a predicted model, not a curated record. NCBI's taxonomy places the organism in Eukaryota, Metazoa, Chordata, Mammalia, Rodentia, Bathyergidae. Bases 90 to 4757 code for a protein of 1555 amino acids. The transcript has 26 exons. Gene Ontology annotation, biological process: chromatin remodeling.
UACCAGCUCCCCUUUCCCUCCAAUUCUGAUAGCGAAGCGGGGCCGACGCGCACGGCCGAGGGUCCGGCCACCCCGCUGGCGGACAGGAGAUGCCGCUGCUACACCGAAAGCCGUUUGUGAGACAGAAGCCGCCCGCCGACCUGCGGCCCGACGAGGAAGUUUUCUACUGUAAAGUCACCAACGAGAUCUUCCGCCACUACGAUGACUUUUUUGAGCGAACCAUUCUGUGCAACAGCCUUGUGUGGAGUUGUGCUGUGACGGGUAGACCCGGGCUGACAUAUCAGGAAGCACUUGAGUCAGAAAAAAAAGCAAGACAGAAUCUUCAGAGUUUUCCAGAACCACUAAUUGUUCCAGUUUUAUACUUGAUGAACCUUACCCAUCGUUCACGCUUACAUGAAAUUUGUGAUGAUAUCUUUGCAUAUGUCAAGGAUCGAUAUUUUGUUGAAGAAACUGUGGAAGUCAUUAGGAACAAUGGUGCAAGGCUACAGUGUAGAAUUUUGGAAGUCCUCCCUCCAUCACAUCAAAAUGGUUUUGCUAAUGGACUUGUUAGCAGUGCAGAUGGAGAAACUAUUAUCAUCAGUGAUAGUGAUGAUUCAGAAACACAGAAUAGUUCUUUUCAAAAUGGAAAGAAAAAAGAUUCAAUUGAUCCCUUCUUGUUCAAGUAUAAGGUGCAGCCCACUAAAAAGGAAUUAUAUGAAUCUGCAAUUGUUAAAGCAACACAAAUCAGCCGGAGAAAACACCUUUUUUCUCGUGAAAAACUAAAGCUGUUUCUGAAGCAACACUGUGAACCGCAAGAUGGAAUCAUUAAAAUUAAGGCGUCAUCUCUUUCAACAUAUAAAAUAGCGGAACAAGAUUUUUCUUUCUUCUUUCCUGAUGAUCCACCUACGUUCAUCUUCAGUCCUGCUAACAGACGAAGGGGGAGACUUCCCAAACGACUCUCUGUUAGUCAGGAAGACAGCAUUGCUAAUAAACAGACUAUUGCAGGUUAUAGGAACAAAGCUACUAAAGAAAGAGACAAACUUUUGAAACAAGAAGAAAUGAAAACACUAGCUUUUGAAAAGGCUAAAUUAAAAAGAGAAAAAGCAGAUGCCCUAGAAGCCAAGAAAAAAGAAAAGGAAGAUAAAGAGAAAAAGAGGGAAGAACUGAAGAAAAUUAUUGAAAAAGAGAGAUUAAAGAAAAAAGAAGAAAAAGAGAGGCUUAAAAUAGAAAGAGAAAAGGAGAGAGAGAAAUUACGUGAAGAAAAGCGAAAAUAUAUGGAAUACAUAAAACAGUGGAAUAAACCCAGAGAAGAUAUGGAAUGUGAUGAUCUCAAGGAACUUCCAGAACCAACUCCAGUGAAAACUAGACUACCUCCUGAAAUCUUUGGUGAUGCUCUGAUGGUUUUGGAGUUCCUCAAUGCGUUCGGGGAACUUUUUGAUCUUCAAGAUGAGUUUCCCGAGGGAGUAACCCUAGAAGUAUUAGAGGAAGCUCUUGUAGGAAAUGACAGUGAAGGCCCACUAUGUGAAUUGCUUUUUUUCUUCCUGACUGCAAUCUUCCAGGCGAUAGCAGAAGAAGAAGAGGAAGUAGCCAAAGAGCAAAUAACUGAUGCUGACACCAAAGAUUUAACAGAGGCUUUGGAUGAAGAUGCAGACCCCACAAAAUCUGCACUGUCUGCAGUUGCAUCUUUGGCAGCUGCAUGGCCACAGUUACACCAGGGCUGCAGUUUGAAAAGCUUGGAUCUUGAUAGCUGCACUCUUUCUGAAAUUCUCAGACUGCACAUCUUAGCUUCAGGAGCUGAUGUAACAUCAGCAAAUGCAAAAUACAGAUAUCAGAAACGAGGAGGGUUUGAUGCUACAGAUGAUGCCUGUAUGGAGCUUCGCUUGAGCAAUCCCAGUCUACUGAAAAAACUGUCAAGCACUUCAGUGUAUGAUUUGACACCAGGAGAAAAAAUGAAGAUACUUCAUGCUCUCUGUGGGAAGCUACUGACCCUAGUUUCUACUAGGGAUUUCAUUGAAGAUUAUGUUGAUAUAUUACGACAGGCAAAGCAGGAGUUCCGGGAGUUAAAAGCAGAACAACAUCGAAAAGAGAGGGAAGAAGCAGCUGCUAGAAUUCGUAAAAGGAAGGAAGAAAAACUUAAAGAACAAGAACAAAAAAUGAAAGAGAAACAAGAAAAACUAAGGGAGGAUGAACAAAGAAAUUCAACUGCAGAUACAUCUAUAGGUGAGGAAGAAAGGGAAGAUUUUGAUACUAGCACUGAGAGCAAAGAAAUAGAGCAAAAGGAACUUGAUCAAGAUAUGGUCACCGAAGAUGAAGAUGACCUAAGAUCACAUAAAAGAAGCAGAAGAGGCAAAAGACAAGAUGGAUUUAAAGAAUUGACAAGGCCAAUAGAGCUCAACUGUGUAAUGCAAGAGCCUCUUACUGCUGAUGAGGAAGAAGCUUUCAAACAGGAACAGCAACGAAAAGAGAAAGAGCUCUUAGAAAAAAUCCAAAGUGCCAUAGCAUGUACCAAUAUCUUUCCCUUGGGCCGAGACCGCAUGUAUAGGCGCUACUGGAUUUUCCCUUCUGUUCCUGGGUUGUUUAUUGAAGAGGAUUAUUCUGGGCUCACUGAAGACAUGCUGUUGCCUAGACAUUCAUCAUUUCAGAAUAAUGUGCAGUCCCAAGAUCCUCAGGUACCCACUAAAACUGGAGAGUCUUUGAUGUCUGAACCUACCUCCAACAAGGACCAAAGUCCAUGUGACAUUUCUAUACAGCUGCCAAAACCAGUGCGUAAGCCAAAUCGGUGGUGCUUUUACAGUUCUUGUGAACAGCUAGACCAGCUUAUCGAAGCUCUUAAUUCUAGAGGAUAUAGAGAAAGUGCCUUAAAAGAAACCUUGUUGCAAGAAAAAAGCAGAAUAUGUGCACAGCUAGCCCGCUUUUCUCAAGAGAAAUUUCAUUUUUCAGAUAAACCUCAGACUGACAGCAAACCCAUAUGUACCCGGGGAAGAAGCUCCAGUGCAUAUGACCCAUCUCAGAUGUCAGCAGAGAGGCAGCUUGAACUAAGGCUGAGAGAUUUCCUUUUGGAUAUUGAAGACAGAAUCUAUCAAGGAACACUGGGAGUGAUCAAGGUUGUGGACCGCCAUAUGUGGAGAUCAGCCUUAGAAAAUGGGUGGUAUGAGUUGCUAAGCGAGGAGAACAAGGAAAACGGAAUAAUUAAAACUGUGAAUGAAGAUGUAGAAGAGAUGGAAAUUGAUGAACAAGCAAAGGUCAUUGUGAAAGACAGACUUCUGGGGAUAAAAACAGAACCUCCGAGUACUGUCUCAACUAAUGCAAGUACACCACAGUCAGUGAGCAAUGUGGUUCACUACCUGGCAACAGCACUCUUUCAGAUAGAACAGGGUAUUGAGCGGCGUUUUCUCAAAGCUCCACUUGAUGCCAGUGACAGUGGACGUUCUUAUAAAACAGUCUUGGACCGCUGGAGAGAGUCACUCCUUUCCUCUGCCAGCCUAUCCCAAGUCUUCCUUCACUUAUCCACCUUGGAUCGCAGUGUGAUCUGGUCUAAAUCAAUACUUAAUGCUCGCUGCAAGAUAUGCCGUAAGAAGGGGGAUGCUGAGAACAUGGUACUUUGCGAUGGCUGUGAUAGGGGGCAUCAUACCUACUGUGUUCGACCAAAGCUCAAGACUGUGCCUGAUGGAGAUUGGUUUUGUCCCGAAUGUCGCCCAAAGCAACGUUCUAGAAGACUCUCUUCUAGACAGAGACCAUCCUUGGAAAGUGAUGAAGAAAUGGGAGAGAGUCUGGAGGGUGAGGAGCAUGAAGUCGAUGAUGAUGAAGAGUACCAAAGUGAGGAGGAAGAAUAUGAGGUAGAACGAGAUGAAGAUGACUCUCAAGAAGAGGAGGAAAUCAGCCCACCAAAACGAGGAAGACCACAGGUUAGAUUGCCAAUUAAGACAAGAGGGAGAUUUAGCUCUUCUUUCUCGAGUCGCGGCAAACAAGAAGAUCCUAGAAGAUACCCUUCAAGGAGUCACCAGAGUACGCCCAAAACAACUGUUUCCUCUAGAACCACUGGUAGAAACCUAAGAAAGAUAAGAUCUGCUCCUCCUGCAGAAACGAAAUCUUCAAGAAUUGCCAGUCGUUCUACUCGUCACAGUUAUGGCACAGAGCAAGCAGAUGUAUUUGUGGAACUCCUUAGUCCUCACAGAAAACGCAGAGGCAGAAGAAGUGCCAAUGACACCCCAGAGAACAGCCCCAGCUUCCCCAACAUCAGAGUUAUCCCCGUUAAGGCAGGUGAAGAGUCAAGAUCUUUAAAUAUCACUUCAAGACUUUGUCUCCAGGAUAGUGAAUCCAAGAGGAGAGGCAGGAAAAGACAAUCCACAGAGUCAUCUCCAAUGCCACUGAAUCGAAGGAGCUCUGGCCGACAGGGUGGUGUUCAUGAAUUGUCUGCUUUUGAGCAACUUGUUGUGGAAUUAGUACGGCAUGAUGACAGCUGGCCUUUUCUGAAGCUGGUCUCUAAAAUCCAGGUACCAGACUACUAUGACAUCAUUAAAAAGCCCAUUGCCUUAAAUAUAAUUCGUGAAAAAGUGAAUAAAUGUGAAUAUAAAUUAGCAUCUGAGUUUAUUGAUGAUAUCGAAUUAAUGUUUUCGAACUGCUUUGAAUACAACCCUCGUAACACGAGUGAAGCCAAAGCUGGAACCAGGCUACAAGCAUUUUUUCAUCUUCAGGCUCAGAAGCUUGGACUCCAUGUCACACACAGUGAUGUGGACCAUGUUAGCACACCAGCAGCUACAAAAAAGUCACGAAUCUAAUUUUUGUCCUUCUAAAGGAUAUAUUUCAGGAAAAAAAAAUUGUUCAUGAAAAUGGAACAUUAAAUCAUGCUCUAAAGCAGAUGUGUGUGUAAAGCAAUAACAACUGAUUGACCACUCGAAGUGUGGCCUGCACUAGUCUCAAUUUUAAUAUUAAGCACUCAGGAGAAUGUAGGAAAGAUUUCCUUUGCUACAGUUUUGUUCCGUAUCUAAUAAGUUUGAUAGAUAUAUGGAUACAGUACUGGUUUACAGAGGUUUUUGUACAUUUUGAGAUCAUUCAUGUGUGCAGAUAUCUUGGAAAAUAUUUUUUCACCCUAUGAUUUAUUUUGUCAUUGAUUAUUUUUAGAAGUUGUGGUAUUAAGGGGGAAAUAUCUUCAUAGAUAUGCCUUCUGUUAUAGCACACUUUAGAAAAAAAUGUGUAUAUGUCUUAAGAAUUGUUUAAUGAGCACAUUCUUUCAACACUACACAUGAAUGGAUCCAAUUUUAUAUCCCUUGAAGUGCUGUACCAGUGCUGGCUGGACAUAUUAAGUCUGAGUUUAUUAACUAGAUAUUUAUUUAGCAUUCAGAGUAAUUUGUGAAUUUGUUUUGUAUUUAUAAAAUUUAUACUUGGAAAAUGUUAAUUUUUUAAAAACAUUUUACUGUUUUUUGUUUUAUUUCUCUAAUUUCUUCAAUGUUCAGAAAUUUCAUCCUCCCUUU